Molecule: messenger RNA, 768 nt
Organism: Sesamum indicum (sesame)
Lineage: Eukaryota; Viridiplantae; Streptophyta; Magnoliopsida; Lamiales; Pedaliaceae
Source: RefSeq, a predicted model, not a curated record
AUGGAUAAGAAUAGAAUCCAUGGUGGCUCAUGGAUUCCGAACUCCAUCAAAAGAGAAAUAUCAGAAUGCUUUAUGUACACGAAUACUUCAAGGGCCCUAUGGAAGGAGCUGGAAAAUAGAUUUGGCCAAAGCAAUGGGCCAAUGGAAUACCAACUCAAGAAGGAAUUAGGUGCUACUGUUCAAGGCACGAUGUCUUUAUCAGCAUACUUCAACAAACUCAUGAAGUUAUGGGACGAACUGGCCUGCAUCACUCCCAUACCAAGCUGUACCUGUGGAAAUUGCACUUGUGGAGCUUCAAAGGAGGCUGCAAAUAUUAAAGAAAAUGACCAACUCAUCCAAUUCCUCAUGGGAUUGAAUGAGGCAUAUGACAAUGUGAGGAGUCAGAUUUUAGUGAUGGAACCACGACCAGACAUUAACAAAGCCUACUCCAUGGUGCUGAAUGUAGAAAAGCAGAGGGAAGUCAACUUUGGACAGCCACAAACGACUCCUAACAUGGCAAUGCAAGCUUUCAAGAAACAAGAAGGUCCAAGAAAUUUUCAGAAAAGAAAACCUCCAGUAGAUAAAAGAUCUUUAAUCUGCAAGCACUAUGGGAAAACCGGCCAUUUGAAAGAAGGGUGUUUUGAGAUUCUUGGUUAUCCAGAUUGGUACAAAUUUCUCCAAGAACAAAAGAAGAACAAUCUCACAAUCCCCAGUAGAUCAGCUGUUGCCAUGAAUGCUGAGACUGAAAGGCCAACAACAUUAUUGAUGGAAAAGCUAUGUCUAACAUGA